Messenger RNA from Glarea lozoyensis ATCC 20868, 1101 nucleotides. RefSeq lists its product as uncharacterized. Lineage: Eukaryota; Fungi; Ascomycota; Leotiomycetes; Helotiales; Helotiaceae. Bases 1 to 1101 code for a protein of 366 amino acids. Gene Ontology annotation, cellular component: eukaryotic translation initiation factor 3 complex; cytosol; eukaryotic 43S preinitiation complex. The record is from RefSeq and is a predicted model, not a curated record. The transcript has 3 exons. Gene Ontology annotation, molecular function: translation initiation factor activity; metallopeptidase activity; protein binding.
AUGGCCGAUACUGCGAAAGAAGUUCCGCUCAACUCGGUGCAAGUGGAAGCACUGGUUGUGAUGAAAAUCGUUAAAGCUUGCGCUGCCUCGUUUCCUACUACCGCAACUGGAUCUAUCGUUGGAAUGGACGUAAACGGAACUCUCCAAAUCACCAAUACUUUCCCCUUCCCAAUGCCAGAUGUCGCCGCGGCCGAUGCCCACCCAAACGAUCAUAUGGCAGCUUCAAACCUCGCCGCUGCUGCUCCACGAUCAAAGGCCAAUAUCACAUAUUCGAACGAGAUGAUCAAAUACCUAAGGGAGGUCAACGUAGAUGCGAACAAUGUUGGAUGGUACACAAGUGCAAACAUGGGCAAUUUCGUCAACACCAGCUUGAUUGAAAAUCAGUUCUUUUAUCAAAAGGAACCAAAUGAGAGAACCGUUGCUUUGGUACACGAUGUCAGCCGAAGCUCUCAAGGUGCUCUGAGUCUGCGAGCUUUCAGAUUAUCUCCAAGCUUUAUGGCUGCCUAUAAGGAAAGCAAGUUCACGACUGAGAACAUGCAAAAAACCAAACUCACAUACAAGGACGUUCUGGUUGAGCUACCAAUUAUUGUACACAACUCUCACCUCUUGACCUCCUUCCUCCACCAGCUACCAGCCGAACCCGCGAAGAAAGAACUCGAAUUUCCCGCCAGUCUUGCAGACCUUCACGCUACCCAACCUCCGAACCCGCUAUAUCCAAACUUCGAGUCUUUAGACCUGUCGAUCGACCCAUAUCUUGAGAAGACUUGCGACUCCCUCCUUGAUAGCAUAGAAACACACUACACGGAGCUGAACAACUUCCAAUACUACCAGAGACAGCUUGCCCGAGAGCAGACCAAGAUCACAGCGUGGAAGACAAAGCGGGCGGCCGAGAAUGCAUCUAGAGUACAGCAGAAGCAAGCACCAUUACCUGAGGAUGAGUGGGAGAGACUAUUCAAGCUGCCAACAGAACCAAGCCGAUUGGAGGGUAUGUUGAAUGCUAGACAGGUAGAGCAAUAUUCGAGACAAGUGGAUGGCUUCACUGCGAGCAUCACUAGUAAAAUGUUUGCUGUCAAGAGCAAUUUGCUUCCUGAGAGUUCGUGA